AUGUGGAUCAUCAAUUGGUUCUACGAUAUCCUUGCCUCGCUCGGCCUGCUCAACAAACAUGCCAAACUCCUAUUCCUCGGACUGGACAAUGCGGGAAAGACGACGUUAUUACACAUGCUGAAGAACGACCGAGUCGCCAUUCUGCAACCCACCCUCCAUCCCACUUCCGAAGAACUAGCAAUUGGCAACAACAGGUUCACCACUUUUGAUCUCGGUGGCCAUCAGCAAGCCCGCCGUCUGUGGCGUGAUUACUUCCCCGAAGUGUCUGGCAUUGUUUUCCUCGUCGAUGCCAAAGACCACGAACGCCUUCCGGAAGCCAAAGCCGAACUGGAUGCUCUUCUCGCCAUGGAAGACCUCGCAAAGACGCCUUUCCUCAUCCUCGGCAACAAGAUCGAUCACCCUGACGCCGUGUCGGAGGACGAAUUGAGACAUCAACUGGGUCUGUAUCAAACGACGGGCAAGGGCAAGGUGCCAUUGGAAGGAAUCCGACCCAUCGAAGUGUUCAUGUGCAGUGUCGUCAUGAGACAAGGUGAGUUUGUUCUUCGCCUUCUGCUUGGCUCCCCGGAAGAGAACGAGUCUUUGGACGAUUAUCGUAGCAAACUCUGA
Exophiala spinifera is the source of this 606-nucleotide messenger RNA. RefSeq names its product small COPII coat GTPase sar1. Gene Ontology annotation, biological process: membrane organization; endoplasmic reticulum to Golgi vesicle-mediated transport; intracellular protein transport. NCBI's taxonomy places the organism in Eukaryota, Fungi, Ascomycota, Eurotiomycetes, Chaetothyriales, Herpotrichiellaceae. Gene Ontology annotation, molecular function: GTPase activity; GTP binding. The transcript has 5 exons. The record is from RefSeq and is a predicted model, not a curated record. Gene Ontology annotation, cellular component: COPII vesicle coat; endoplasmic reticulum exit site. The coding region runs from base 1 to 606 and encodes 201 amino acids.